Messenger RNA from Tetranychus urticae (two-spotted spider mite), 1231 nucleotides. Its product is annotated as phosphatidate cytidylyltransferase, mitochondrial. The record is from RefSeq and is a predicted model, not a curated record. Gene Ontology annotation, cellular component: mitochondrion. Gene Ontology annotation, molecular function: phosphatidate cytidylyltransferase activity. Gene Ontology annotation, biological process: cardiolipin biosynthetic process; CDP-diacylglycerol biosynthetic process. Lineage: Eukaryota; Metazoa; Arthropoda; Arachnida; Trombidiformes; Tetranychidae.
AUUAUUACCACAUGAUUUUUAUUGAAAUUGUUUUGAUAUCGAUGCUAGUUGUAAAUAUUUCUAUGUUGAAUUUUUUUUUUCAAAAUGUCGUUAAUUACUAGUAGUUAUUUGAAGAACUUGAUAAGCUUUUUACCGAGUAGUUAUUGUUUUGCUUUCGCUUAUGGAUCAGCCGUGUUCAAGCAGUCAAUUUCAGCAUUUGACCGAUCAUCAUCUUCCACAUCUAAAUCUAAAUCUUUUGCCGCCUCAGUGUUAUCGAAUGGCUCAGCUAAGAAAGACGCUAACAUGGUUGAUUUGGUUGUUGUUGUUGAUGAUAGCCUGGAAUUCCAUAGGAAUAAUCUAAGAAACAAUGCUCAACAUUACUCAUUGUUACGACACCUUGGACCUAAGGGAGUUGCUCAUAUUCAAGACAAUUUUGGAGCUCGUGUUUAUUACAAUAGUUUAGUGACAAUCAAAGAUGACAAUGGUGUAGAUCGAUUGAUUAAAUAUGGUGUUAUUAGUAGGAAAAAUUUAAUUAAUGAUCUAUUUGAUUGGGACUUCUUGUAUAUUAGUGGAAGACUGCAUAAACCUGUGAAAAUAAUUCACUCUCCAAGUGAUGAUGGAAGCAUUGCCAAAGCAUUGUCAAUUAAUCACCAAAAUGCUCUGUAUUCGGCCUUAUUGUUAUUGAGUGAAACUUUCACAGAAGAACAAUUGUUCACAACAAUAGCUAAUUUAAGUUAUAAUGGAGACUUUCGCAUGACAUUCGGCGAGGAUAAGAACAAAGUUUCAAAGAUCGUUAAGCCAAACAUUGAAAAGUUUCGCUCUAUUUAUCAACCUUACAUUGGAUCGUCCAUCGAAAAAGGUUUAUUAACAUUUAAUAGUAAUCAACGAACUUAUUUCCAAGAUCUUUCACCGCGUGUGCUUUUUCAUAAUCUCAGUCUGUUGCCUAAAAAAGUUCAGCAAAAUUUAUAUUUCAACUAUGAAACCAGAGGAAAACUUCGAGAUUUGGAUGAUGUUCUAAUGGCAGUAGCUCAAAGUUACAAUUAUUCUGAUUAUGUGAAAAAUGCAAUUAGUCAAAUUGUUUGGAGGUCAAGCUGGACUCAAAGUGCUAAAGGAGUUUUUACAGCCGGUCUUGUUAAGUCUUUUAUUUAUAGCAGUAGAAAAAUCAUAAAAAUGAACAAAUCUUGAGUCAUUUUGUUGUCUUAUUAAUUAUUGAAUGUUGAAAUUCAAAUAAAGUUUAAUCCAUGAUUUUAAA